Messenger RNA from Protopolystoma xenopodis, 324 nucleotides. NCBI's taxonomy places the organism in Eukaryota, Metazoa, Platyhelminthes, Monogenea, Polystomatidea, Polystomatidae. The record is from the annotation of a GenBank genome assembly.
CUUGAUCUGGUUUCCUCCCGGCUCUGCUCCGCCGUAAAUCGUUGUCAGCAGCUCUUCGCUUUACCCCUUACUUCAUCUACUCUCAACCAGAUGCGUACCAGUCCUAUAUCACCACUACAGCAGGCUUCAGCAUCUGUUGGUGAUGGGGUCCUGCUGAAGCGCCUCUUAAGUAAUCCAGCCACGUCUGCUGACUCCGUUACUGAGUUACUCGAUGAGCUGGAACCGGUCAUUCGAGCGGUCUGCGGACUGGCUGCAUGGCUCGCAGAUAGCCAGGAUGUAGGCAACUACGUCAGCCUGUGUCUCGUUGCUAGCGUUCUAUUAUAA